AUGAGGCGUGGGUCAAAGCAGAAAAGUCAGGACAGCACGGGCUGUUCUCUGCUGAGUCCGCAAGAGAAUGAACAAGUGAUUGAUCUGCUGGGCAGGAGAUGUGUGCCUAUGUGUACAACAGUGGUGCAGUUGUUCAUGGCACUGCCACACAGCCCCUCCAUCUGGACUCUGCAGCAUACAGGCAUUCUCUGCUUUGUCAAAGAUAAUCCCAAUAGGUCUUACUUCAUCCGACUCUUUGAUAUUAAGGCGAGUAAACUUAUAUGGGAGCAGGAGAUUUAUAACCAGUUCACCUACUGCAAAGCCAGGUCGUUCUUCCACACGUUUAAUGCAGAUGACUGUCAGGUGGGAUUAAACUUUGCAAAUGAGCAAGAAGCUGACCGCUUUUUCAAUGCAGUGGAUGACAAGAUCAAUCAAAGAUGUAAACAACUGGAGAAGCGCAAUCGAAAAAGCCAACGAGAUCAUGAUGGAUUUCCUUUAUCAUCUUCAAAUGAUGGUGGGAACAGUCCAUUCCCAUUGGAAAACAUCCAGAAUCAAGCAGCCCCAUCAAAAUCAAAGAAAGAGAAAAAGUCGAAGGAGAAAAAAAACAAAAAGAAGGGCUCUAAAAUAUCCAAGGAGUUAAUUGGAGCUCCCAGUGGAUUUACUCAUGUUAGUCAUGUUGGUAUGGAAACCAACAGCAUAGAUCCGGACCUGAUGCAGUUGCUGUCGCGUGCUGGAAUCAGUGAGGCAGACAUGAAUGACUCAGAGACCUCUCAGCUCAUUUAUGAUGUCAUUGAGCGCUCCGGUGGAAUGGACGCUGUUAAAAAAGAAUUGAAUCAGCAGGAACGUCCUCUACCACCACCUCCCAGCACUCGUCGGACCUCUCUCAACACUGCUUCUCCUUCAGCUCCUAUUCCCUCUCAGCCUCGUCUAGGGCCCUUACCCCCUCCUCCUGGAGGAACACAGUUUAAUGAAACCCCAAGGUCCUCUGUAAGGCGCUCAGGACCCUUACCACCACCCCCAGGCCAAGCAACACAAGGUGGACGGAAAGGGGCUUUACCUCAACCACCAGCUGCUGCAACCAUGCCAGCAAGAGGUGGUUCCUUACCUCCAGUGUCAGGUGGGCAUAGUGGCCCUCCGCCCCCUGUACCAGGAGAACGAGCUUUGCCUGCUCUACCUUCUCGUAGUGGACCCUUCCCUCCUCCUCCAGGAAGAAGUAGUGGACCCCCACCCUUUCCUGAAGGAGCACGUAGAGAAUCUUUACCAUCAGUUCCAGGAGGUCAUAAUGGAUCCAUGCCUCCAGUUCCAGGAGGACGAAGUGGACCUCCACCCCCAUCUCUACCAGGAAGACGAACUGGAUCUUUACCCCCACCUCCAAGCAGUCAUUCACGGCCACCUCCACCACCUGAAACGUUUCUUCCUCCUCCUCCAGUUGACUUUCUCCCACCACCAGAGUGUGAAGACCUACCACCACCCCCUGUUUCAUUUGACUCCCAAACAUAUCCUCAAACAUAUGACCAGUAUUCCUCAGACAUGGAUUCAUAUCCUCCACCUGUUUCAGUUAAUUCCAGCAAAGGAGGUCCUCCUCCUCCACCACCUCCUCCACCACCUUCUGCUCCACCACCUUCUGCUCCACCACCACCCAAUUUAGGAAGCAGUCCAGCUCCUCCUGUAGCCAGCAGUGGCGGAGAAGGAGGAAGAGGAGCAUUACUGGACCAGAUACGCUUAGGAACAAAGCUCAAAAUGGUAACCGCCAACCCCAAUCCACCCCCAUCUGCCACAGGGGAUUCAGAAGAGGGAAUAGUAGGAGCCCUCAUGAUGGUCAUGCAGAAGAGAAGUCAAGCCAUCCGCCCCUCAGAUGAUGAAGAUGAAUUUGAUGAUGAGGAAGAUGAUGACGAUGAGUGGGACUAAGAUAAGUUCAAGUGAAGGACAGCAUCCCAAUAAACAUCUUUUGGUGCAAAUCACAAUCACUGUCUGAAAAUGUACAUGAAGGAAAAGAACACACUGGACUAACAAUCUCACUGUAACAUCCAUAACUUCUACAAAUCUAGACUUUUAUUACAAACUAUUUCAUUUAUUAAUAAAGUACAGAUUACGUUUGUUGUAAUUUUUAUGUUAAAUAAGAAGCAGUUUACUAGAGAAGCCCUGCAAUGGAUUGGUGCCCUGUUUAGGGUUUUCCUGCCUUGCGCCCAUUGGAUGUGCUAUGACCCUGAGCAGGAUGAAUUUAAUUUCAUUGUGUCAGAUUAAAAAUGUGAAGUAAAUACUUUUUUCAGUUGAUGUACAAAAAUGUGCAGACUAAGUCUAAAUUAGAGAGGAACAUACUGAAAAAAGGAUACAAGACCAUCUCAAAGGCACUAAUUGUGCCAUGAAGAGCAGUGUAGUCCAUUAUAAAGAAGAGAACAUGAAACUACAGUCACACUACACAGCAGCAAUAUCUAGAGAUCCAAUCAGGAUUAACAGGAAAAACAGGAAUCACAGUAUAGAGAUUGAGGAUGAAAAAUUACACACCUUUGUUUGAGUUAUUGGAAGAACUAAUAAGAAAGUUUCUAUUUAUUUUAAAAUUUAAAAAACUCUUGUCCAGGCCGCUCAGGUGGAGCAGCGGUAAAAACACACGCUGCAACCAGAGCUGGGAUCUCAAAUACAUCGUAUCGAACCUCAGCUCUGCCUUGCCAGCUGAGGCUGAGCGGCCACAUGAACAACGAUUGGCCUGUUGUUCAGAUGGGCGGAACUAAGCCAGAUGUGGGUCUCUCUCUGUCGGACUGGUGCAAUUACGACCUCUGCUGGCUGAUUAGAGUCGCCUACACAGAGAUGAGGAAAGAGUGCUCUUAGGGUGUGUCUCUCCGUACACAACGUUAGGUGGCACAACACUCGUCAAUGUGUGGGUGAUAAGAUGCAUACGGCUUGCUGCUCAUGUGUCGGAGGGGUUGUGGGUUAGCUUCGAUCUCCUCGGUCAGAGCAGGGAUCGGCAUAGGCGGAGAGAAAGCAUGAUGCAAUUGGGUAAAUUGGACGCGCUGAAAGGGAGAAAAAGGGGAGAAGUGUCCAGAUCUUAACCCUGUUUAAAUGUGUGGUGAGGCCUGGCAGAGCUUAAAGAGCAAUUAAUCAAAUCUGCUGCAUUAAUUAUUUAGAACUUAUGCAAAUACAUUACUGACUGUAACUAAUACAUGUUUUGCUAUUUACUUAAAAUUAAUCUGAACAGUUGUGGAUUAUGGGUCAAGAGUGGUGACCAGGAUUUGAAAACACAACCUACUGUGUUAACCUACUGUAACUGCUUCCAAAGUUGGGUUCACUAAUUAUUAAACAAAG
This is a messenger RNA of Trichomycterus rosablanca, 3279 nucleotides long. RefSeq names its product WASP actin nucleation promoting factor a (gene wasa). The record is from RefSeq and is a predicted model, not a curated record. The transcript is spliced from 11 exons. Gene Ontology annotation, biological process: actin filament organization. Bases 1 to 1887 code for a protein of 628 amino acids. NCBI's taxonomy places the organism in Eukaryota, Metazoa, Chordata, Actinopteri, Siluriformes, Trichomycteridae. Gene Ontology annotation, molecular function: actin binding.